AUAUAUGGGAAGCUUAUUGAAAGAGUACUGUAAACCUCUUCUUGCCAAGAUACAACAAACUAUGAUAAGCAGGCUUAAAAUCCAGCCUAUUAUGAUUGCAUCUGCUCCGUUGGCGUCAAAAGUCUUUAGUGCCUUCAAACAAAAGUUUCAUGGUGGUGUUGUCGAAGAGUUUCAAAGACAUCAUAGCCAGGCACAAUUUGCAGAAGCAUUGUAUGGUGAUCUGACAUGGUAUAAGAUUUUAAUCAUUACAUGGAUUAAUGCUGAUUUUAGAGAGUUAUUUGAUACAGUACAGACAAACUCUCUUUCAACAAGAAUUCUGAAGGUUUGUCUUUGGAAGGUUUUUGUCGUCGCACACUCUCUCUCACUUUCACUGCAUUGAAUUGCUAUUCCUGUUGCUUUUUCUGCGUUGAGAUGCAUUUGGUUGAGAAACCUCGAGCUUGAGCUGAAUGAUGAUUUUAAUUGCAUGUUUCUUUGUGUAUCGUUUUCUUCAAUUUUUUUAGGAAAGAAUAUUCAUGAUUGACGAAUCGAGCUGUCUUUUUUCUUCUCUGCCGUUAAAUAUUUUUUUUCAUUGAAAUGCAGCGUCUUGAGUAAAAUAUUAACAAAGAUUAUACUGUAUGAGAAGGCCAAGAAACUAGCGUUAAUAGAUUUUCUCACAUUGUCGAUGAUUUUGUUUGAUUUUCUUUUCUUUUAUUUGGUGAUAUAAACUUCAGGUUUC
Arachis duranensis is the source of this 715-nucleotide messenger RNA. RefSeq lists its product as uncharacterized. Lineage: Eukaryota; Viridiplantae; Streptophyta; Magnoliopsida; Fabales; Fabaceae. The record is from RefSeq and is a predicted model, not a curated record. The coding region runs from base 5 to 379 and encodes 124 amino acids. The transcript has 3 exons.